Cylas formicarius (sweet potato weevil) is the source of this 3037-nucleotide messenger RNA. Its product is annotated as insulin-like growth factor-binding protein complex acid labile subunit. Gene Ontology annotation, molecular function: protein binding. The transcript has a single exon. The record is from RefSeq and is a predicted model, not a curated record. NCBI's taxonomy places the organism in Eukaryota, Metazoa, Arthropoda, Insecta, Coleoptera, Brentidae. The annotation marks the transcript as partial.
CCAUGCAGUGUCCUGGCCAUGGAUGAUGAGAAGAUCCAACCGAUGUGGAUAACCACCAUUGUACCGAUCAUAUGUCUUCUAUCAGUUAUCGAUCCGGCUGGUGGUGUACUGUGUCCUUUCGGUUGCAAAUGCGAGAACGAAAUAUUGAGGGCGAACUGUUCGGGAGCAGGAAUAGAAGUUGUGCCGAUCCAACUCAAUCCGGAACUUCACACGAUGGACCUCGCGAACAACAAGAUCGUCCAACUACACUACACCUUCUCGUUUUACGAGAAGCUCAUUACCCUCGAUAUAUCGCGGAACAAGAUCAAAUCCCUAGGGAACGGCAACUUUCGAACCCAACGCACUUUAAAGUACUUAAACUUGAGCAGCAACUUGAUAGAGUCGCUCGGCAAGGAAACGUUCGAAGGUUUGAAACAAUGCACCCACCUGGAUCUCAGUUACAAUCAACUGGAAAGUAUCGUUCCCAAUUCGUUUAAAGAGCUGCCGAUGUUGGAAGUGCUGAAGGUCAACGGUAACCAGCUGGAUUAUUUCGAGGACGGUCUAUUCGAAUCGAACACUAACUUGCAAGAACUUCAUUUGGACGACAACUCGUUUAUGGAAAUACCUGGCGCGUUAUCGGAUUUGCUCCGCUUAAAAUAUCUUUCGUUAUCCAGGAAUCUAAUCGAAACGAUCGAAGAGAAAAAAGUGCCAAAUUUACCGGAACUGCACACGCUCAUGUUAAUGCAAAAUAUUAUUUUCGAUAUAAAGGAAGCGGCGUUCGCUAGCUUACCGAAACUAGAUCGUUUAGAUUUGAGCGAUAAUAACCUCACGACUCUACCGACGGCCCAACUGGCGAAACUUUCGAGACUCACGAACUUGAAAAUCAGCGGAAAUUCGUUUCAAUCUUUGCCUGCAGUCGCGUUCAGAGGUCUCUUUCAUCUGAAAUAUCUCUCGCUGAAUCAGCUGGAAUAUUUGGAAUACAUAGACGGUCGGGCAUUCGUCGACAACAUUAAAUUGGAGAAAGUAAGCAUGGAUUACAAUAUCAAAAUUCGAAAAUUGCCCACGCGGCUGUUCCACGGCAAUCCGAAGCUGCGGUACAUAUCCGUGAGGUACAAUUCCAUCAAGACGUUGGAAGCUAGCCAUUUCCCGUUAGACCAGCUGACAGAGUUGAAAGUUGGAGGCAAUCCUUUGGAAUGCAAUUGUUCGAUGGGAUGGCUUUGGAAUUUGUUACGCGAAACGGAAAUAAAAGCUGGCACCAACUCCAGCCACACUGUGGAAACCACAACCCCCAAUCCAAUAUUUGCGAAGAAAACCAAUGAUUUGAAACUAGACGUUAACGACGUUACGUGUGUCAGUCCGGAAGACUUGAACGGGAAGAAAUUAAUACAAGCUAGUCAAAGCCAGAUGGACUGCUCGAUAGGGUGGGUGGCCAUUGUUUCGGUAUCGAGCACUCUAAUAUUCAUCUUAGCUAUAAUAGCCGGCGUGUUAUUUUUCGUACCAAAGAGGAAAACCAAAAAAGGAAUCGAGAAGGAACUACCGAAAAUCGUAAGGCCCUCUUGCUACAAUCUACCGCCCCCAUGCCCGCCGCCGAGGAAAGCGACACCGUACGAAUUCGGCCAAGUGGAGAAAUACAAACACGUGCCGCUGUGGGAUACGUAUGCACAGCAGUGUAAUGGAAGUAUGAACAUAUACGACCAAUUAAACGAUACCAGAGAGAGGCCUCACAUUGUCUACGUUUAAACGCCCUCAAUUUUAUGUACCAUAAGAUGAUUUCACCGAUGAGUUUCCUUAUUGUAACUCGUAAACAAACAUGUUAAAUAUUUUUUAAAGUAUUUAUACAAAAAAUAGAUAUUGUAAUAUUACAAAAAAAAAGAGUAAUAACGGGGGGCUUUCGUGAAUCAAGCAAAAUCAAUGAUGGCGGCAUGUCGUGCGCGCUCGGCGAGUUCCGGUCGUCUAACUCUCUGAACUCUUUGUCAAAUUACAUCGGCUUUCAAAUCGGGCGCCUUGCCUGACAAGUGAUGGUUCUUAUUUAUUCACCCCAAUUUCGCAAAACAGAAAUCCUUUUGUAUUUAUCUUGAGCCCUAAUUUUCUGCAACGCAUUUAUCUCGUUUUGGCGCAUACCACUUAACUUUUUAGAGAAGAGGCAAAAAGAGAGCCGUUGGAGUAAAAUACUGAGGCAAUAUAUCCUUCAAAAAGGGGGGUCGUAAGUCUUUUAUUAUUUAAAACCGGGAAAUAUAUAUCGCUCGAUAUAUCCUGGAUAAGUACACAUAUUGCCUAUAUAUUGUCCCGAGAUCAAAUUAAGUCUUGCUUUGACUCACCUCAUGAAAACUCCACAUUUCUCACACGGGAAGGUUGAAAAUGAAAUAACGCAUAAAGAAACGUGUUUCUUUUAUUGUGACGAUUAAAAUAUCUAUUUUUUUAAUUGUUUAUGGUGACGUGGUUAUAUGCGACGGAUGGGUAUACACAUCCAAAGGCCUAGAGACCAGCGUAUUUAACAAUGUUGAUAACAAAUACUAUUUUUGGCCCUAAUUAAAUAAUGUAAAUUAAACAAAUGAUGAUCUUCCAUGAUGAUGAGUUUCGCUGGACUCCAUUUGUUUUGUGUUGUACGUUGAAUUCGCGAUUGUGUUUAACCCGUUCCAAUUGUUAAAUAGUUUUUAUUUGCCGAUAUUUUAAUCAGUAGAUUAUGAGUUCAAGGUGCAAUAACAAAUAGUAUGGGGCUGUCAAGCGAUUGUAGAAAAUCCCAUUUCGGAGUAUAAAAAAACUUCUUGCAGGGACCUGUUUAAAAUGAAAUGUUCCGCCAAAGUCCAUAGAAAGUCGCUUCUGUUCGCGUAACAGUUUUCCAUUUUUGCAGGACCAUGGUAUACUAAAAAAUAUUUUCACACCUAUAAGCAUAUGUAUAAAUUAAACAAAGUUCAUGUAUUUAGGUUUAUUCGAAGUACUGUUCAUGUCCAUAUUUAUCUGUAUAUCAAGCUGUACUCUGUACUCUGUACCUAAAUAUUUCGUUAUAUGAUAUAUGUUACAAAACUUUCAAAUAAUGAAUAUAAUAAAGAAUAUACAA